Molecule: messenger RNA, 2285 nt
Organism: Eublepharis macularius
Lineage: Eukaryota; Metazoa; Chordata; Lepidosauria; Squamata; Eublepharidae
Gene: SLC7A13
Product: solute carrier family 7 member 13
Exons: 4
Coding region: 1-1449 (482 amino acids)
Biological process (GO): amino acid transmembrane transport
Cellular component (GO): membrane
Molecular function (GO): L-amino acid transmembrane transporter activity
Source: RefSeq, a predicted model, not a curated record
AUGGAGAAAGGCCUCUCUGAUCCAGCUAAAGGAGAAAAUGAAGAUGGCGAGAUGCAGCUCAAAAAAACCAUUGGCUAUUUGGGAGGGGUUAGCUUUAUAAUGGGCACAAUUGUAGGAGCAGGGAUCUUCGUAUCCCCUACAGGAGUGCUGAAAUACUCUUUGCUCAAUGUUGGAGUUGCAUUGAUCAUCUGGACUAUCUGUGGCAUCAUAUCUCUGAUGGGUGCUCUCUGUUAUGCAGAGCUAGGCACUGCUUUACCAUUGUCAGGAGGAGAAUACAGCCACAUAAAGAGAGCCCUUGGCUCUCCUCUUGCUUUCAUUUUUAUAUGGACAGCAGUGUUCAAUAAACCAGCAUCAAAUGCUGCUCGGGCCUUACUGUUUGCUGAAUAUGCAAUCCAGCCUUUCUAUGGUGAGUGUCCGGCUCCAGAAAUCUUGAAGAAAUGUUUAGCUCUGGCUGUUCUCUGGUUUCUUGGGAUCCUCAACGGUCGAAGUGUCAAGAUGGCUACUUGGGUGCAGACUGUUUUUACUAUACUGAAAAUGAUGGCUUUGUCUGUAAUUGCAAUUACUGGGAUUGUCCUACUGAUAAGAGGGAAGAAAGAAAACACAGCAAGAUUUGAGAGUGCUUUCAGUGGAGAUAUUCCAGAUGCUGCUCAGAUCGCAGAAGCCUUUUUCCAAGGACUAUAUGCAUAUGGUGGCUGGUGGUCUCUCAAUUAUAUGGCAGAGGAGGUGAAAAACCCAAGCAAAAAUAUUCCCUGGACGGUGAUGACUGCACUUCCUUCAGUAACUGUGUUUUACUUGCUGGUAAAUGUUUCAUACCUGACAGUUCUCACACCCAAGGAAAUGGUCUCCUCAGUUGCUGUAGCAGUCACCUGGGCUGACAGAGUGAUCCCUUCAGUUGCAUGGAUUAUUCCUGUCUCUGUGGCUAUUUCAAUAUUUGGUGCCCUUAACAGCAGCGUGUUUACACUUGGACGAUUAAGCUAUGCUGGGAGUCAGUCUGGACAUUUGCCUGCUAUAAUAUCCAUGCUUAAUGUCCACUAUUGGACUCCAGCACCAGCCAUGAUUUUCUCAACUGUUACUGCAUCCAUUUUCAUUAUCCCAUCAGACCUAAUUGCUUUAACUAACUAUUUUGGAUUCUCUCUCUGGCUCAUGAUUGGAUUUACGUGUGCUAGCCUGAUUGUCCUCCGGUACCGAGAACCUAAUCUACACAGGCCAUACAAGGUUUUUUUACCAGUUGCUUAUGGAAUGGUAGCAGUUUCUCUGUUCUUAGUUUGUGCUCCUAUAGUCUGGUCUCCAAAGGUGCAGUACAUAUAUGCAUUCCUUUUCGUGCUUGGGGGUCUUCUCUUAUAUCUUCCUUUUGUACAUUUUAAAAUACAUUUUGAAUUUGUUGACAAAAUCACAUGCUAUCUGCAGUUGUUGCUGGAAGUUUCACAUGCUAAUUGCAAAUGUGAAUAAUGACUGAUAUUUACAUUCUGCAUUUAUUUUAAAAGGCAUCUCUUUAAAUUAUGGAUUAUCAGUAUCCAUAAAGCUAAGGGAAGUAUAGCAAAGUGUUUAAAAAAUCCCACAGGAGGUAAAUAUUUUUAAAUGAGCACAUUCCACAGUAUUUUUCUACAUUCUUCACUCUCCGUUUCAUAUGUUGAAUGUUUGAAAAUAGUUUGCCAAAUAUACAUUUUAAAUAUACUUAAAAGGCCAGUGCCCUCAGAUAUAUUUUGCCCCACAAAGGUGAAAGUAUUAAUUACUAUGGUCAAUUUUAUAUUCAUGCUGUUACCUGCUCUGAGCUGUGCGGCUAAAGCAGGCUAAAUACUGGCUUAGGUCAGGCUUCACACAAAAGCCUGGUUUAAUUAAAUUCACAAUAUUUAGUGUAAUUGUAUGAACAUAGGCCAUUCCACGAACCAGGAUUAUUAGCGACAGUUAAUCUCAGCUAUGGAUUUGUGUGAUGUCUGAAUGCAGACAUCCUGUCUUAAUCCUGGUUUAAUCCUGACUUGUUCUUUGGUGACACCCUGAUACAGAGGGAAGGAAAUUAAACCAACAUUUAUUGAGGCAAACCAAGAUUUGAGUGAUCUGUGAGCCGAAUCCUGGUUUUACUAUCUAACUGUAAACCAUGGUUUGUAUUACGACUGAACUAAGCCAGAGUUAUGCAUAAUUGAAAAAUAAAUGUAAAUUGUAAGUUCCUUGAGUCAGGGAUGCAUCUUUUGUUUUGUUUUGCAGUUUUACUCUGCAAAAUGCCAUAUUAAUUGAUGGCACUAUACAAACCAAUAAAUAAGAAAUAAUCAUAGUCUUAAUUAAUCCAA